Molecule: messenger RNA, 7885 nt
Organism: Callithrix jacchus (white-tufted-ear marmoset)
Lineage: Eukaryota; Metazoa; Chordata; Mammalia; Primates; Cebidae
Gene: N4BP3
Product: NEDD4 binding protein 3
Cellular component (GO): cytoplasmic vesicle
Source: RefSeq, a predicted model, not a curated record
UUAGGCUGGCCAGGCGAACCGGGAAGGAGGAGGAGCGGGCGGGCAGUGCGCCCUCUGGGGCGUGGGCCGCGCUCUGGGCUGCCCUACCCUCGGGUCCGAGCCCCAGCGCUCAGGGUUGCAGUGACGUGGGCGCAGCCAGCCGGGAUUUCGCACCCCACUACCGCGCGGCGCCUCGGCGGGUCCGGGCCGGGGGCGCGGUCGGUGCCGGACGGGGCCCAGGUUGGCUCGGGGGUGGGCGGGCGUUGCCCCCCGGCCCCGCCCCCCACAUCCGGGGGCCGGGCCGGGCAGGGCUCUGGGCUCGCAGCGCGCGGUUGAGUCAGGCCGGGUUUUCCCUCCGCCUUUGGGGCAGGCGGGCGAGCGAGCGCCGCGGAGCGCGUCCCUCCCUCGCCAAUCCGGCUCCGGCGUCCGCCCGCCCGCGUUUUCCCGGCGCCUGCCGCCCUGCCGCUCCGACCUGGCUCGCAGUCGCGGCUAGAGCCAGCGUUUUGCAGAAGGGUUCAAAUCCGCGCGGGGGAGCUGCGACGCGUGGGGGCUGCGGAGCCACGGGCCGGCGAGCGCGUCGCCAGCAUGCAGCUGCCUGUGCCCUGUUGAAACUUCAUGGCCACAGCCCCAGGCCCUGCUGGCAUUGCCAUGGGCAGCGUGGGCAGCCUGUUGGAACGGCAGGACUUCUCCCCUGAAGAGCUGCGGGCAGCACUUGCUGGGUCCCGGGGCUCCCGCCAGCCUGAUGGCCUCCUCCGGAAGGGCUUGGGCCAGCGUGAGCUCUUCAGCUAUCUGCACCUCCCCAAGAAGGACGGCAAGAGCGCCAAGCGGGCCCCUCGGAACGAGCCUGCCGACUAUGCCACCCUCUACUACCGGGAACAUCCUCGGGGGGGUGACUUCAGCAAGACUUCGCUGCCGGAGCGGGGUCGCUUUGACAAGUGCCGCAUCCGCCCCUCCGUGUUCAAGCCUUCGGCGGGCAAUGGGAAAGGCUUCCUGUCCAUGCAGAGCCUGGCGGCCCACAAAGGCCAGAAGCUGUGGCGAAGCAAUGGCAGCCUGCACACGCUGGCCUGCCACCCGCCCCUGAGCCCCGGCCCCCAUGCCAGCCAGGCCCGGGCACAGCUGCUGCAUGCCCUCAGCCUAGACGAGGGCGGCCCGGAGCCCGAGCCCAGCCUGUCUGACUCCUCCAGCGGGGGUAGUUUCGGCUGCAGUCCUGGUACUGGCCCUAGCCCCUUCAGCUCCUCCCUUGGCCACAUUAACCACCUUGGGGGCUCCCUGGACCGGGCCUCUCGAGGACCCAAGGAGGCUGGGCCACCAGCUGUGCUGAGCUGCCUGCCCGAGCCACCACCCCCCUACGAGUUCUCCUGCCCCUCUGCUGAGGAGAUGGGAGCCAUGCUGCCUAAGACCUGUGAGGAGCUCAAGAGGGGACUUGGUGAUGAGGUCGACUCCAACCCCUUCACGCAGGUGUUGGAGGAGCGCCAGCGGCUGUGGCUGGCUGAGCUGAAGCGCCUGUAUGUGGAGCGGCUGCAUGAGGUGACCCAGAAGGCUGAGCGCAGCGAGCGCAACCUCCAGCUGCAGCUGUUCAUGGCUCAGCAGGAGCAGCGGCGCCUGCGAAAGGAGCUGCGGGCUCAGCAGGGCCUGGCUCCAGAGCCUCGGGCCCCUGGCACCCUCCCAGAGGCCGACCCCAGUGCACGACCAGAGGAGGAAGCCCGAUGGGAGGUGUGCCAGAAGACAGCAGAGAUUAGCCUCUUGAAGCAGCAGCUGCGGGAAGCCCAGGCAGAACUGGCCCAGAAGCUGGCCGAGAUCUUCAGUCUGAAGACGCAACUUCGGGGCAGCCGUGCACAAGCCCAGGCUCAGGACGCAGAGCUGGCCCGGCUUCGAGAGGCUGUGCGCAGCUUGCAGGAGCAGGCCCCUCGGGAGGAGGCUCCAGGCAGCUGUGAGACUGAUGACUGCAAGAGCAGAGGCCUGCUGGGGGAGGUGGGAGGCAGCGAGGCCAGGGAUGAUGCUGAGCAGCUGCGGGCUGAGCUGCUGCAGGAGCGACUUCGGGGCCAGGAGCAGGCACUGCGCUUUGAGCAGGAGCGGCGGACUUGGCAGGAGGAGAAGGAGCGUGUGCUGCGCUACCAGCGGGAGAUCCAGGGGGGCUACAUGGAUAUGUACCGCCGCAACCAGGCACUGGAGCAGGAACUUCGGGCACUGCGGGAGCCCCCUACACCCUGGAGUCCCCGGCUUGAGUCCUCUAAGAUCUGAGUCCUGCAGAGCGAGCUGACAGCAGAAACACUGUCAGAAGGUGCCCUGAGAUGGCUGGCUCAGCCCUCCCUUACACUGGUUGGGGUGGAACCUGCAGAGGCCAGCCCAGGGCUGGGGAGUCGCAAGGAGAGGAGGGAUCUGGUGGGGCCAUGGGCUGGGUAGAAUGCCUCAGCAGGAGCCAGGACAAGGCCCUCCUGGCAGAGGAGCACCUAGGCAGGGCCCAGCCCUGCUCCCUGGAGUGGGUGUGGCCCAGAGAAGGAGGCUGGGGGAUCAAGAGCCCCAAGGUCCUGAAGGGCAGGUGAGAGGGAGGGAGGCUGGAGACUGGACUGGGGCCUUCCUCCGUGGAAGGAGGCUGGAGUGGGAAUAUUGGCCUCUCCCAGAAUAAAAUAACGUUUUCUACCAGGAAGCCCAGGGAAUAUGCUGAGCCUGUCCCUGGCCUGAGACCAGGGAAUGAUGGAUGGUUGGAAUUAAGGCCGUUCACCUGGGCAGUAGCCCCUCCCAUGGCAAUGAUCAGUGGGAGGGCCUACCCUGUACCUGUCUGCGUGGCUGCUAGGUGUGUGUGUUGGGAGCGGAGGAAUCCUGCUCCUUGCCUCAGCCCCACACAUUUCCUUAGCUGCCGCGUGGGUUGAAAUUCCUUUCUUUAGCACCAGUGCAUUUUUCAGAAGGAACAAUACCAGGGAACACCAAGAAAACAAAGGGCGAGUCAACCAAGGCAUUUUGAGAACUUGAAAUGUUUUCUUGGUGGGAAAUCUGGGCUCCAGGUGCUUGGGGUCAGCCUGACAGCUACUGCUGGAGUAUACACAGGUUCAGGCCCUGCCCCUCCCAGAACCCACCUCCUGUCUCUCUGACUGUAGUGUGCCCCUUCCUCCAUAGGAGUAGGGGACCCUAGGAAUGGAGGGGCCAGGAAGGAUCCUUCCUGGCCCCUCCCUCUGCCCCAUGCUGCACUCCUAGGAAGGUAUAGGAGGAGAGGUGGGAAAGCUUGUGGGUUUCUUGGGAAAGAGCCUUUACCACACAAGGAAUGGGAACGUUUCCCCCAUCAGCUAUAGGGCAUUAUUAAGUAGGGGUGAAAUAUGAUUGGUUUGCAUUCUGGAAAGCUCUCCCAGGAGGAAGCGUUCCACAAACUGCCUUGCCUCUGUCUUACACUGGACUCCAGGACUGUCCAAGCUCCCAGAUCCCUGCUCUCAGCUAAGGCUGGUCUGUAAAACCCACACCUGCCCCUGGCCUCUCAGAGGCCUGGCUUGCCCUCUGGGCCUUUGCUUCUCUGCUGAGUGCCUGGGUCUGGAACACAGGUUUAGUGUAGCUGUGCAAGUGGUGUCUCCCCAUUCCUUUGCGGGGAGGCUCAGCUUCCUUACCCACUCAUCGGUGGCAGUGCAUGCUGACUGUGCACCAGGUGCUGUGUUGGGCCCUGUGAGUGUGGGGGCACAGGGUGAAUUAGAUGAGCCCUGCCCCAGGGGGCCUGCAUGCUGAUGUCAGCUCACCAAUUCCUUCCCUGACAGGGCAACUCAGGGAAUUUUUGAGAAGUUGUCUGCAGAGAGCCCCAGGUCACUCCCUUUGGCUACCCUGGCCAUGCCUGGCAGCCCCUCAGGGCCCACAGGUGGGUCCUGGUUGUGAAAUGGAGUUAGUGUGCAUGGAUGUUGGGGGAGGGGUAUGAAGCAUAAGUUGGGGGACCCUGCCUUUUCAGGACAGAGUGAAGUGUGUACACUGCCUGCUGUGGGGAUGGUGUGUUUAUAGCCUGUAAGUGGCAGGUGUGUGUAAAGAUGUGCUUGUGGGUGGUGGGUGUGUCUGAGGGGGUGUGUUUGGGAGCCCAGCCUCCAAAAGCCAGCUUCUGGGUUGGAGACCGUGCAGGCUCCUUCCGAGCCCCACCCGCUGCCCAUUCCUUCCUGUCAGUCCCAGUCUGUCUUGGCACUGGCCAGGCUUGGGUGGAGCCUGUGUCCCAGACAGACCCCUAGGCCUAGCUGAGACCCAUGCAGGCCCACACAUGAGCUGUCUACCUGAGGAGGGAAAGGGGGUGUGCCCAGGUCAGGCAGGCCAAACUCCUACACACCCACUUUACCCAUUCCCAUUUCACAAACUCCUCCACACCCCAAACGGAAAUCUUUGGGACAAUGGUUUCUCCAGAGGGCCCCUCAGAGCCAAGUGCUGACCAGAUGCCUGAUCACACCCUCCAUGGCCAGGGGCUGGUCAGGCCAUGUGCCCUCACACCUGGUGCCAGGGUCCACCUCGGUUUACCAGCUCUGCAGAACAGUUCCCCACCCAGCAAUUAGGGAGCUGGGCUGGCCAGUACAGCUAGUGGGGAGUGGGUGGGCGGUACCAAAACUUGGCAGCUGUGCCAGAAACCAAAGCCAGGCCCAGAUGUAGGGGGAGGCACCAGAGGAACCUGGGGUGUCUUGUAGCCAGAGCCGCAUCCUGUCAACUCAUCCAGGCUGGACAAACCAGUUCCUGGGUCCCCCAGCCGGCUGGGUGGCUCUGGGGCCAGCCGACCACAGGUGUCACUGAUCACAGGUGUCACUGCAGUGGCUACCACCUCAGGGCAGCCCUUCCCACUUGCUGGCAGGGCCUCAGCUCCCCAGCUGCCCUGGUUCAUCUUUGUAGUCCCUCCCCAGCAGGCUUGGCCCAGGCAGCCAGCUCUGCAGAAGGUGGCUGCCUCCUGCUGCUGGGCUCCCUGCCUCUGGGGCCUCCAGUCCUCCACUCAGUGUCAACCCUUCCAGCAGCUCUCUGGACCCCUCGGCCCGUCCCUUGAGGCUUCUGACACACUAGUGGCCUCUGGUCACUUAUAGUGGUGCCUCCUUCCAACCUUGGCAGGCCCUUGUAGCCCUCUGAGAUCUCAUCCUCCAGACAGAGCCCCACGGUGCUCAGAGAAACCUCCCCUGCCUGGGCACUCCCUCCUCCCUGAGCCCACAGCCCCCAUGCAUCGCUCUGACCUCUUUCCGUGCUGCUCUAAUUGUUGGUUUGCCUCCGUCCCCUUCAAGCUGCAGGCAUUGCAAGGGUAGGGCGGUGUCUUCACUGCAGCUCUAGAAGGCACUGGUGGGAUGUGCAGUCAGGAGCAAUCAGAGCUCCCCCUUACUAGAAUGGGCUUGAACUUGCGGUGGGGUGGGUGGGGAAGACACUCUGAAUGUUCAUUCACCGUUCGUGGGUACUGGGUCUGUGUCAAGCACAGGGACUCCAAGGCCAGCUGCCAUUCAUUCCGGUGAUGUAUUCGGGGCCCUUCUCAGAUGAAGAAGCCAAAGUGGUCAAGGCCCUCAGGCCCCUGCCCUGGUGGGGCUUACCUGUGGCUGGGGGAGGGAGACCACACAGGUUGGAGAUAGUAAAGGCCACUCCAAAUAGUGACUGGGGCCAGGCAGGAGGUAAAGAGAACAGAGAAGAAUCCAGAAGUGCUAAGACAGGCCUAGGGACAACAGAGGGGCCCCAUGGUGGUGAGUGGGUCAGCAGAACAUGGAACAGGCAGAGGAAGCCUAUAUGUGGGAGCCCAGGUACAUUUCCCUGAGACUAAGGGGAUAUCGAUGUUAGGGGUUUCUACAAAGAGGGCGCAGGCCCUGCAGUGACAGUUCAAGUAGAGAUAACCCAUCCCCCCGGUGGCUGGGGGCUUAGGCCUCCAUAUUGGAUUCAGAAAGGAAAAAGUGAUGUUUCUCGAAACAAAAACAAAAGUGAUGAUGUCACAAGAGGAGAGGUUGGAGGCCCAUGGGCGUUUCCAGCUGACUCACUCAUCUGUCCCAGGCAUUGGGGUGGCAGGUAAGCUUCCCUGAGGCGGCGAAGGCCAAGGUGGCCUUCGCUAAGAUUUGAGGGAUUUCUCUGGGAGCAGUAGGGGAUGAGGGCAUUCCCAGAUGGACCCGGACUUGGACACAGGGAAAUGUGGGGCAUGUCCCAGGGAGGCGUCCUCUCUGGAAGUGGGUAGGAACCAGCAGACCGUGGACAGCCUAGGAAGCUGCCAAUGCAAGGGCCAGAACCAGUGUGUGCAGUGUGUGUGAUCUGUGCAAUCACGCAGGGCCCCUCAGUCAGAAGGGCCAUGCACUUGGGGUAAUGCUGUGCCAUCACUAUCACAGACUUCUUAAGAAUGUUUGGACAAAUGGUCUCAUGGUUUUAUUUUUCUCUGGGUCUACUUAGAGUUUUGACAAAUGCAGUUAUGUAACCAACCUGACAAUGAAGAAGAAUAGUUUUGUCACCCCCGCAGCAUUCUCCUGUGGCCCUCUAGUCCACCCUGCUGCCCCACCCCAGCCCCUGGCAAUCACUGAUCUGCUUUCACAAAAACUGUAUGGGUAUUUUUCUCUUUCCUUUCUGUGAGCAGUGUUUAAUUCCUUUGCUCUAAUAUGUAAUAUUAGAAUGUUACAAAGUAGCAAGAAGAAUACAACAUUGGUGUAAAAAUAAUCUACACCUUAUGGAAAGAAUGAAGAGCCAGAAAUAGAUUCUAUUCUCUAGAAAAUCUUACACAAUAAAGGACUUUAAAACAAGGGUAAGGAAGGAUUCUGUAACAAGAGGUACUGGGAUAAUUGGAAAAAAAUAAGUCAUACUUUGCAUCACCACUGCAUUUAUUUAUUUAUUUAUUUAUUUAUUUAUAGAUGGAGUUUCGCUCUUUCAAUGGCGCGAUCUCAGCUCACCGCAACCUCCACCUCCUGGGUUCAGGCAAUUCUCCUGCCUCAGCCUCCUGAGUAGCUGGGAUUACAGGCACACGCCACCAUGCCCAGCUAAUUUUUUGCAUUUUUAGUAGAGACGGGAUUUCACCAUGUUGACCAGGAUGGUCUCGAUCUCUUGACCUCAUGAUCCACCCGCCUCAGCCUCCCAAAGUGCUGGGAUUACAGGCUUGAGCCACUGCGCCCAGCCUUAUUUUUAUUUUUAUUAUUUUUUUUGAGACGGACUCUCACUCUGUUGCCCAGGCUGGAGGACGGUGAGAGAGAUCUUGGCUCACUGCAAUCUCCACCUCCUGGGUUCAAGCAAUUCUUCCGCCUCAGCCACCCCAGUAGGUGGGACUAUAGGCAUGUGCCAUCAUGCCCGGCUAAUUUUUUGUAGUUUUAGUAGAGGCAGGGUUUCACCGUAUUAGCCAGGAUGGUCUCGAUCUCCUGACCUCAUGAUCUGCCCACCUUGGCCUCCUAGAGUGUUGAGAUUACAGGCGUGAGCCACCUCGCUCGGCCCUGCAUUUAUUGAGUUAAAUUUUAAAAAUUCUAUCCUAGGAAAUUGGUGUUGGUGCUCAGAAAAUGAUACCUCUAAGUACGGAGCUGUGGCAGGCUGAAUGCUUUGAACUAAAGUCUCUGACCGUCCAUUGCUCACUCCUCUUCCCUCCCAAACCCUCCUGAAACACAGGGAGGGGCCCUCUCUAAAGUUUGCUUAUCUUUCUAAGGGAAGUUCCUGCAGAAAGAAUGCCAUUGCCCCUUCCCUAUCAUCUCAUAAAACAUGGAAGAUUAACUCACAGGAAAGGAGACUGAAGUUGAUACUAUCUAUUCUGAGGACUGGGCUACUUGAGAGAUUUUAUCUGCAUGAUAAGAUGGCAUUUGCUUGCCAUACAUUUCCUCCCCUCAACAACCCAUCAUUGUGGCCACCUCCUAGAAACCCUAAGCCCCAGUUUCUGGAGCUCAAAUGCUAUUUAGACUUCAUCAAUCUGGCCCUUACUUGUGUCGUAUUUUGUGGGACUCCUGUGCAUAUAUGUAAUAAAUUUGCAUGCCUUUUCUCCUGUUAA